AUGUCCGAUAAUGGGACUAACUUCCGAGGCGCGAGUAGAGUGUUAAAAGAUGAAGUGGAGCGUAUAUCGACCAGGGAUGUGGAGUCCAAAUACCCAGAAAUGGAGUUCAUGUUCAUUCCGCCAGGCUCACCGCACAUGGGCGGUGCAUGGGAAAGAUUGGUACGCUCAACAAAGUCCAUUCUAACGGAAAUCUUGCCGCCUGGUGGAUUGCGAGAAGAAGUGCUUCGUGCUGCGUUGGCUGAUGUGGAGGGUAUUCUCAACUCACGCCCACUCACAUAUGUACCACUGGAAUCGGCAGACUCAGAAGCGCUUACACCGAACCAUUUCCUCUUGGGCACUCUAGUGGAAUUCGUGAACGAGACAGCGAAAUCCAUAACGGUGACAAGCUUGCCAAAGGAUUCAGAAUUUCGAGCCAGUUAG
Drosophila albomicans is the source of this 420-nucleotide messenger RNA. RefSeq lists its product as uncharacterized. The transcript has a single exon. The record is from RefSeq and is a predicted model, not a curated record. Gene Ontology annotation, molecular function: nucleic acid binding. The coding region runs from base 1 to 420 and encodes 139 amino acids. NCBI's taxonomy places the organism in Eukaryota, Metazoa, Arthropoda, Insecta, Diptera, Drosophilidae. Gene Ontology annotation, biological process: DNA integration.